This is a messenger RNA of Coregonus sp. 'balchen', 42823 nucleotides long. NCBI's taxonomy places the organism in Eukaryota, Metazoa, Chordata, Actinopteri, Salmoniformes, Salmonidae. The record is from the annotation of a GenBank genome assembly.
AUGGAAGGGGGGGUGGAGGGGAGGGUGGAAGGGGGGUUGGAGGGGGUGGAGGGGAGGUUGGAAAGGGGGGUGGAGGGGAGGAUGGAAGGGGGGUUGGUGCACAACCACAACUACAAACAAAGAGGAACGGUGAGGGUGAAAGAUGGAUCUGCCACCAGCUGUGCCACUGUAAACACGUGUAAACACAAACACCCGCAGGCUUGUGCACACACACAAACAUGCACAGACACACACAGAAUAGACAUGAAACCUGCACUGUCCAUUGAAAAAUUGAAAUUGUUCAGCACGCACACACACACACACACAUACACACUGGCAAGAUUUGUCUCACUACAGUUACUUGUGGUUAGAUUUCUCAUGCUUUUUAAAAAUAAGUUGAGUGAAAAUUCAGAGGGAGGAUAUUAAAGACUUAUGUAUAUGCUUUCCUCCUUCUUUCUCUCUCUCUCUCUCUCUCUCUCUCUCUCAGUCUCUCUUUCUCUCUCUCUCUCUCUCUCUCUCUGUUUCUCUCUCUCUGUGUCUGUCUCUGUCUCUGUCUCUGUCUCUCUGUCUCUCUCUCUGUCUCUCUCUUGCUCUCUCUGUCUCUGUCUCUCUCUCUCUCUCUCUGUGUGUAUCAGAAUGUUUACAGGUCAAAUCUCCCUCUGGGAGUUUAGAUUAAAAUCGUAACAGCUUCUAAGUACAUGAAAGUUCAAAAUGGGAUGCUAAGGCCAACUUUCUCUGUCAAAGUCCAGGUACAAAAACUCCCCAUUUAUAAAAGUCGGCCAUGUUGUUAUUGUUAAGUUCAGAGGGUCAGCGCCAAAAGCUAUAAUGAUGGCCAUUUGAUUUUUCUGUUUGACUAAAUGUGUCCCGAUCCUUUUUUGAUGGGACGGAACACUCACGUUAGGACAGUCCCCAGCAUUAUCCCUUCACUAUCACUUUCAAGGUCACCGUUCUGAAUGGCAGGUCACGUUGUUCGUCAUUGUUGGUCGGGGUGAGGCGGUCACUUGGGGUCAAGUGUGGCCUGUGGGGCAUUGGCGCUGUGUCAUCCGUGACAGUGAGCCAGGCUAGCUAGCAAAACAUUCCUGGGGGUUCUAGGAUGAAGAGGCGACCCACUGUCGACCUACCAAACCAGCCCUGGGCCCUGUUUGAUAAAAAACACACCCUUCCUUCCUCCCAUUCCUUGAUGUAAUCACUGAUCUAACACAAUAGUUCUUCUAUCAUAUCGCUUUCACCAAGCCAGCCAUGUCAAAUCAGGUAUUUCUUCAAGGAAGGGAGGAAGGAUGCAUUCUUAUAGUAUUCAAACAGGGCCCAAACCUUUGCAGUGGUCUAAGAAGAGACUAAAUUAAGGAAAAUGAAACACUUCCUAUGAAUACCCUGUUCAUAAUGCAUUAUGAACAUUGCUCGUCCAUAUAUUUAUUUAUAUAUUCUUAAUUCCAUUGCUUUACUUAGAUUUGUGUGUAUUGGGUAUAUGUUGUGAAAUUGUUAGAUAUUACUUGUUAGAUAUACUGCACUCUCGGAGCUAGAAGCACAAGCAUUUCGCUACACCCGCAAUAACAUCUGCUAAACACGUGUAUGUGACCAAUAACAUUUGAUUUGAUAUAAGGACAUUUAUACUGCCUUUUGAGCUAGGCAAAAUGCAUUAUUAGCACCUGUCGUGCAUUGUAAUUAAGCAAUAAUGCCUGAGGGGGUGUGGUAUAUGACCAAUAUACCACGGCUAAGGGCUGUUCUUAAGCACGACACAACGCAGAGUGCUUGUAUACAGCCCUUAGCCGUGGUAUAUUGGUAAUAUACCACAAACCCUUGAGGUGCCUUAUUGCUAUUAUAAACUGGUUACCAAAGUAAUUAGAGCAGUAAAAAUAAAUGUUUUGUCAUACCCAUGGUAUACCAUGGCUGUCAGCCAAUCAGCAUUCAGGACUUGAACCACCCAGUUUAUAAUGGCUUAUAAUGCAUUAUGAAGAGGGUAUGCAUAACCAAUUAAACAAAUGAGCUUUAGUGAGGUAAAGGGAGUAAAUAUCACAAAUGUGUCGAAUAGAUUGACAGUAUAUGCUCCAAGGUUGCUAUGAAUGUCACUCCGAAUCGCAAAGGAAUGGAACAUAGUAGAAAUGUCUCCUUGACUCAUCAUUUAGAUGCAGGGUAAAUUGCCGUUUUUUUUACACUGCUAUUCAUCCAAUAGUUUUCUUUCCCUUUCCCCUCUAAAGCUUUUCACUGGGCUUAUAGAAAUCUGAUUUGACUGUUAAGUGUGAAAGUUGUGGAGGAAAAGCCAAUCCAAUGACUCCUUGUUUGUUAACGAGAUGCCUCGGCUAACAAGACUCUCCCCCUUGUUUAUCUGUUACCGCUGCAACAUAUGGUGGGGGUCGUCAUUGGAAUUUGUGAUUCAUUAAAUAUUAGUUAAUUAAGGUCAGGCGGUUCUCCAGUACGACAACACAGAGCGCCGCGCUAAGCUGGCCUCCCACACGAGGGUUCGCCGCCACCGAGGAAACAUACAUCACACUCACUACCACUCCAUAAAGGCACAACACACAUACAAAUAAGUCAAAGUAUUUAGUCAACCGUCCCAUAAAGGCACACACACCAUGGACACACAAAUACAAAACGUAAAAUCCAAAAAUGGGACCAAGGAAAUGAAUUAUCCAAACUAUUGGAUAAGUGUUUUAUAAACAACAAGAAAUUUUACAGGAUUGGAACGUCCUUGAAAUCCUCUUCCUAUCUUUACCUGUAUUUAAAGGGGCAUGUUGAUGUGUUUUGACAUACUGUCCACCACCCUCAAAACAGUUAUAACCAUCAAAAUCCACUAUGUAAGACCAAUAGAUGCUUAUCAAGGAGUACCAGGAGCAAAGGUUAAGUGACCUUUCCCCCACGGGCAAGAUCAACAGAUUAUUAACCUUAGGUCGGAUCACUUCGAACAAUUUUCGGUAAUGAAACCCAAAGUCAACCCGCUAAAGCCCCAUCUGCCCCCAAAACUCGUUGGGGUCAAAUGAUGCACAUGGACUUGCAGGAAAAUCCCAGUCCAGGGACCUUAUGAAACAUGCAGAAAAGCUUUUGGGGCAGCAGUUUUAAAAAAUACCAUCAGUACGUAGAGCUACUUACGCGCCAUUUAGUGACUAAAAUCUGCGUGCAGACGGUCGCAAGCCUAUGCGCCAGGCCCCGUGUGAAUUUCGCUAGAGGAAAUGACCAGAAGAGGAUUGGGGAUGUCAUUGGUGGGUGUCACCAAACAUAAUGUAAAAAACCCUCUUUGGGGAACAAUCUUGAGUUGCUCCCACCAUACCUACUGUGCAUUUUGGGUGGAAAGUCAUUCUUUUUACGUUUUAAUGUCAAGACAGGAAGCUUUGUCAGUGUGACUGAUGUGUAUAGAAAGUCGGGUGUACGGAGUUUGGUAGUAAAACUGGGCUUCCAUGAGUCUACUGGAGAACAGAGCCAAAAGUUGUCUGUGUGUGUCUGGUGUGCCAUGUGUAUGGUGAGAGUGAGUGAAGUGUUGUGGUUGGAACUGUGUGAUAUUGGUGGGUUGUCCGUGUGCCGGGCGGGGCGCUGUUUUGGGGGGGGGGUUGGGGGGGUUUUCCUUUGGGGCCCUUGUUUUUUUGGGGGUUUGGGUUUUUUCCCCGGGGGCCCCUUUUUUAAGUAGGGAAAACAAAAGGGUUUUGGCAAAACCCAAAUUUGGGGGUUUUUUGUUUUUCGAAAAAUUUGGUUUGCUCCCAAAGUGGUAAAAAAUAUUACAAGGGUUUGAAAAAUUUUUCCUAUUUAAUUUCCUUAAAAAAUUGGUUUUUAAAUUGGGGGAAAACCUUUUUAAGGGCUCUUGCCCCCCCGGGACCGUAUUAAUGACACUGUUAACUUUAUCAGUAUAAAAGACACCGUCACACCCAAACAGUCACACUCCAAACCACUAUGCCAGACCAAGGCGUCAAGGACCCAGAAACAAAUUGUAGACCUGCACCAGCGGAGACUGAAUCGCAUGGGAGCGUUGGUUGAGAAAUCAAUGUGGAGCAAUAUUAGGAAAUGGAAGACAUACAAGCCACUGAUAAUCUCCCGAUUGGGCUCCCAGAUCUCACCCCGUGGGGUCAAAAUGACACAAGAACGUGAGCAAAAAUCCCCAGAACCACACGGGGGGACCUAGUGAAUGACCUGCAGAGAGCUGGGGACCAAAGUAACAAAGCCUACCAUCAGUAAACACACUACGCCGCCAGGGACUCAAAUCCUGCAGUGCCAGACGUGUCCCCCUGCUUAAGCCAGUACAUGUCCCAGGCCCGUCUGAAGUUUGCUAGAGUGCAUAUGGAUGAUCCAGAAGAGGAUUGGGAGAAUGUCAUAUGGUCAGAUGAAACCAAAAUAUAACUUUUUGGUUAAAAACUCAACUCGUCGUGUUUGGAGGACAAAGAAUGCUGAGUUGCAUCCAAAGAACACCAUACCUACUGUGAAGCAUGGGGGUGGAAACAUCAUGCUUUGGGGCUGUUUUUCUGCAAAGGGACCAGGACGACUGAUCGUGUAAAGGAAAGAAUGAAUGGGGCCAUGUAUCGUGAGAUUUUGAGUGAAAACCUCCUUCCAUCAGCAAGGGCAUUGAAGAUGAAACGUGGCUGGGUCUUUCAGCAUGACAAUGAUCCCAAACACACCGCCCGGGCAACGAAGGAGUGGCUUCGUAAGAAGCAUUUCAAGGUCCUGGAGUGGCCUAGCCAGUCUCCAGAUCUCAACCCCAUAGAAAAUCUUUGGAGGGAGUUGAAAGUCCGUGUUGCCCAGCGACAGCCCCCAAAACAUCACUGCUCUAGAGGAGAUCUGCAUGGAGGAAUGGGCCAAAAUACCAGCAACAGUGUGUGAAAACCUUGUGAAAACUUACAGAAAACGUUUGACCUGUGUCAUUGCCAACAAAGGGUAUAUGACAAAGUAUUGAGAAACUUUUGUUAUUGACCAAAUACUUAUUUUCCACCAUAAUUUGCAAAUAAAUUCAUAAAAAAUACUACAAUGUGAUUUUCUGGAAUUUUUUUCCUCAAUUUGUCUGUCAUAGUUGACGUGUACCUAUGAUAAAAAUUACAGGCCUCUCUCAUCUUUUUAAGUGGGAGAACUUGCACAAUUGGUUGCUGACUAAAUACUUUUUUUCCCCACUGUACGUACUCACACACACAUACAAAUGGGACCAAGGGACAAUAGUAAUAUCCCAAACUCAUUUGAUCCUUGGUUUUAUAACAAAUAAGAUGAGAGGGAUUGGAGUCCUUCAGAAAUCACUCAUCAGCUACUUUUAGUGUGGCAUAAUGGUGCUAUGUACUGUGUGUGGCUUUUGACAUACUGCCACCACCACUGCAAAACAUAUUUGAAUUAUAACCAUCAACUCACAUUCAUAUUUUAGUCAUUUAGCAGACGCUCUUAUCCAGAGUGAGUUACAGGAGCAAUUAGGGUUAAGUGCCUUGCUCAAGGGCACAUCAACAGAUUAUUCACCUAGUCGGCUCAGGGAUUCAAACUUUUCGGUUACUGAACCAACGCUCUUAACCGCUAGGCCACCUGCCGCCCAAAACUCGUUGACGAUUGUCAAAUAGAUGGCCAUUGUUUGACUUUGCAUGGAUAGACUUUGUGCCAUGUCCAUUGCUCUUUAUGUUUAACAUGAAGAACAUUACAUUUUGGGCUUAGCAGCCUUCUAAAUAUCCAUAGUACUGUAGCGCUAUUAACGCUUACACAUUUAUGACUAAAGAAAUGUGGUGAAAAGGAAUCGAACCAAGACUAUGCGCGUCAGGCACGGUGGAUUAUUUCGGGAAAUGCAAAAUAGCAGAAUAAACGGUUGUCAUUGUGAUGUCACCAGCACCAUAUUAAAAACACUUUAACCCUCUUCCUCCCCUUCCUCCUCCUCCUCCUCCUUUCUUUCUCUCUGCAUUUUCAUGUAAAGUCUUUCUUUUUUCACGUUUUUAAUGUCAAGCACAGUGAAAUGCUUUUCUUGUCAGUGUGACUGACUGGUGUAUAGAAAGUCGAGGUGUGAGGGUUGACAGUAACAUUGGGCUUUACCAAUGAGUCCUACUGGAGAACAGGAGCCAAGAAGUGUCUCUGUGUGUGUCUGUGUGUGCCUGUGUAUUUGUGCCUGUGAGUGCCUGUGUGUGUGUGUGUGUGCCUGUGUGCCUGUGUGUGUGUGCCUGUGUGUGUGUGUGUGUGUGUGUGUGUGUGUGUGUGUGUGUGUGCCUGUGUGUGCGUGUGUGCCUUUGUGUGCGUGUGUGUGUGUUUUCCUGUGUGUGCCUGUGUGUUGAUAGUAGUUCAAAUCAAAUGUUAUUGGUCACAUACACAUGUUUAGCAGAUGUUAUUGUGGUGUAGCGAAAUGCUUGUGUUCCUAGCUCCAACAGUGCAGUAAUAUCUAACAAUUACAAGGACAGCUCUUGAAUAACAGUCUUUGUACGCUCCAUUUACGAUCUCACCUUGAUUGGCCAAAUACAUUGGCAGGUUUAGUUGAUAUGUGUUUAGCAGAAUUAGUUAAAAUGUGUUUAGCCGUCAUUAAACUUUAAUUAAAAAGCUAUUUACACCUCAUCAUUGGAUGUUGAUCAUUGUGUGUUCGCUAAUGACUCAGUGUGUUGAUUGUUGGUCACUAGUUUGGCCUAAAGCACACACACACACACACACACAUUUCCAAGCCCUCCUCUGAAGGUAAAAAGUAGUGGGAGGGAGGGGGGGAAGGAGGGAGGGAGGGAGGAGGGGAAGGAGGGAAUGAGGGGAAGAAAGGGAGGGAGGGAGGAGGAACGGGGGAGGGGAAAAGGGAAUUUGGGUAAAGGUGGGGCAUUGUUCCGGAGAAAAUAGGGUUAUCAGUACCACUCAGAUAACCAACUCCCCUCCUCUCUCUCUCUCAAUUCAAUUCAAUUCAAUUCAAUUUAAGGGCUUUAUUGGCAUGGGAAACGUAUGUUAACAUUGCCAAAUCAAGUGAAGUAGAUCUCUCUCUCUCUCUCUCUCUCUCUCUCUCUCUCUCUCUCUCUCUCUCUCUCUCUCUCUCUCUCUCACCUCAAAAUAAAUGCUGGAGUUUUGGCCCAAGCCGUGACCCACUAGGGUCCACUAGGUCACAUGACCAACUGGCCUGUAAACCUCCCCCACCACCUCACCCCCGACCCCACCCCCUCCUCCUUUCAGGGGCCGGCCUAGCGCAGAGGCCAGGGGUGAGAGAGCCACAGAGAUCUCAGAGAACUGUUCAGAGCAGGACUGGGAAGAGAGGGAAGGAGAAAGAAACAGAAAGAGAAAGCAAAUAGAGAGAGAGGAACAGAGAGAGGGUAAAAGCACCUAGAGGAGUCAUGAAGGCGAAUCUGCCACGGAAGAUGCAGUGUCAAUAGUGAUAUAGUGGCUUUAUAUAUAUAUAUAUAUUUUAUAUAUAUUUGAUACAGCGCUACCAGUGUGGAUGGUGGCCAGGAGACUCACUGGCAGACUAGGACCAGUAUGAAAUGGAUACAUGGGAAGGUAUGGGUGUGUGUGUGUGUGUGUGUGUGUGUGUGCACGUGCCUGUGUGUGUGUGUAUGUUCACGUGUCUGUGUGUGUGUGUGUGUAUAUGUUCACGUGUCUGUGUGUGUGUAGAGGGAGGGAGGUGGUAGAUGUGUUCCUCUUACUUAAGGAGAUUGAGACCACAGGACAUUAAACAGUAAUGAUUUAGCUUGUUUUGUGUUUGUAUCUGAUACCAUUGAUGAUUUUAUCAUGGCUUUCAGUGAACUUUGAUCUGGUAUUAGAGAAUGGGCCUAUAGUUGUCCGUGGGAAAACUGUGAUUUGUUUCUAGUGAACUGUAGAUUUUAACCAAAUGCUUGGAUUUAGAUUUUUUAGGAUGGUCAGUCAUUCUAAUUUCCUAAUAACAUUUGGAAAUGUAAAAAUGUUGUUGUGGUAAAAGGAUUUGUUAGAAUUCUGUGAACAUUCCGGUAGCUUCCGCAGUAGCAUUACCUUAUGCGUGCGACAGUAUAUUAGAAUAAGAAAAGCCCCUUAGCGAUGACAGUCAAAAGAUUUGCAACUGCUACUGUGGAGAUUUUCUGCUGAGCUAAUCAAAUGUGUGUGUUUGGGGGGUGGGGCUCGGCGCUGUGGAGACAGGAAGCAUUUGUGAUUGUAUCCAUAGAACAUUUACAUGUUUUAGUCAUUUAGCAGACGCUCUUAUCCAGAGCGACUUACAGUAGUGAGUGCAUACGUUUUCGUACUGGUCCCCCGUGGGAAUCGAAUCCACAACCCUGGCGUUGCAAGCGCCAUGCUCUACCAACUGAACCACACGUGACCUGCAUUAACCCAUAUUAACGUACACAUGUACAGUUGAAGUCAGAAGUUUACAUACACCUUAGCUAAAUACAUUUACACUCAGUUUUUCACAAUUCCUGACAUUUAAUCCUAGUAAAAAUUCCCUGUCUUAGGUCAGUUGGGAUCACCACUUUAUUUUAAGAAUGUGAAAUGUCAGAAUAAUAGUAGAGAGAAUGAUUUAUUUAAGCUUUUAUUUAUUUCAUCACAUUCCCAGUGGGUCAGAAGUUUACAUACACUCAAUUAGUAUUUAGUAGCAUUGCCUUUAAAUUGUUUAACUUGGGUCAAAUGUUUCGGGUAGCCUUCCACAAGCUUCCCACAAUAAGUUGGGUGAAUUUUGGCCCAUUCCUCCUGACAGAGCUGGUGUAACUGAGUCAGGUUUGUAGGCCUCCUUGCACGCACACGCUUUUUCAGUUCUGCCCACAAAUGUUCUAUAGAAUUGAGGUCAUUGCUUUGUGAUGGCCACUAAAAUACAUUGACUUUGUUGUCCUUAAGCCAUUUUUCCACAACUUUGGAAGUAUGCUUGGGGUCAUUGUCCAUUUGGAAGACCCAUUUGCGACCAAGCUUUAACUUCCUGACUGAUGUCUUGAGAUGUUGCUUCAAUAUAUCCACAUAAUUUUCCUUCCUCAUGAUGCCAUUUAUUAUGUAAAGUGCACCAGUCCCUCCUGCAGCAAAGCACCCCCACAGCAUGAUGCUGCCACCCCCGUGCUUCACGGUUGGGAUGGUGUUCUUCGGCUUGCAAGCAGCCCCCUUUUUCCUCCAAACAUAGCGAUGGUCAUUAUGGCCAAACAGUUCUAUUUUUGUUUCAUCAGACCAGAGGACAUUUCUCCAAAAAGUACGAUCUUUGUCCCCAUGUGCAGUUGCAAACCGUAGUCUGGCUUUUUUAUGGCGGUUUUGGAGCAUUGGCUUCUUCCUUGCUGAGCGGCCUUUCAGGUUAUGUCGAUAUAGGACUCGUUUUACUGUGGAUAUAGAUACUUUUGUACCUGUUUCCUCCAGCAUCUUCAAGGUCCUUUGCUGUUGUUCUGGGAUUGAUUUGCACUUUUCGCACCAAAGUACUUUCAUCUCUAGGAGACAGAACGCGUCUCCUUCCUGAGAGGUAUGACGUCUGCGUGGUCCCAUGGUGUUUAUACUUGCGUACUAUUGUUUGUACAGAUGAACGUGGUACCUUCAGGCGUUUGGAAAUUGCUCCCAAGGAUGAACCAGACUUGUGGAGGUCUACAAUGUUUUUUCUGAGGUCUUGGCUGAUUUCUUUUGAUUUUCCCAUGAUGUCAAGCAAAGAGGCACUGAGUUUGAAGGUAGGCCUUGAAAUACAUCCACAGGUACACCUCCAAUUGACUCAAAUGGUGUCAAUUAGCCUAUCAGAAGCUUCUAAAGCCAUGACAUCAUUUUCUGGAAUUUUCCAAGCUGUUUAAAGUCACAGUCAACUUAGUGUCUGUAAACUUUUGACCCACUGGAAUUGUUAUAAGUGAAAUAAUCUGUCUGUCUGACUUGUGUCAUGCACAAAGUAGAUGUCCUAACCAACUUGCCAAAACUAUAGUUUGUUAACAAUUUGUGGAGUGGUUUAAAAAACGAGUUUUAAUGACUCCAACCUAAGUAUAUGUAAACUUCCGACUUCAACUGUAUGUCAGACUUUUUUGAGUGAGAGUUUGUGAGAGAAGGGAAGAGAUAGAGAGAAGGAGAAUACAGAGAGUGGGAGGAGGGGGGGCAGUUUUUUUUGCGGCCUGUCUGUGCAGCCCAUCUGGAAAAGGUUUUUGUGCAGGCAACACAGUCAGUGUUUACGUGGUGCCACCGCGUGUGUGUGUGUGUGUGUGUGUGUGUGUGUGUGUGUGUGUGUGUGCGGGGGUAGCCCGGGGUCGUCCUGGCUCCACAGAGCCCUGUAAAAUCCCCCGGGUCUUAUUGGGGGACUCACAGCUGGGCCAACCUCUCGGUGCCCUCUCCUCAGAAUACAGCCUUUCCCCUCUCUCACCAUAUUUGACCCCAUGUUUUACCCCUCCUCUGUAGCUCAGUUGGUAGAGCAUGCCACUUGCAACGCCAGGAUAGUAGGUUUGUUUUCCUGGGACCACCCAUACGUAAUUAAUAAUAUAUCACACAUGACUCUAAGUCGCUUUGGUUAAAAGCGUCUGCUAAAAGCCAUAUAUUAUCAGGAGGAAGUCAUAAAGUUUUUCUUGUACAUGGUGGACUUUCAAAAGUCUCCCUGAUCAAUGCCCUGAUUUUAAUUUGCUCUGGAGAAGAGUGUCCACUAAAUUACUUAAAUGUAAAAGCAUAAAAGUACAUAAUGGAUAGAAAAUGGUAGCUCAUCCAUGCGAUGCAGGGAGUUGUGGGGAUUCUUAGACCAGUGUUGGUCGAGCUUGUUGUGUAGUAUUUCUUGCUAUAAUAUCUAUAAUUCCCUGUACCUUUCUUAUUGGGUUGUAAGCACGCAUGAGUUUAUGGAUAAGUGAAUGACUGUAGUUUAUAUUCUUUCUUUAUCUAAUUGUCGCUCUCCCUCUUCAUUUGGCUUUCACUUUCUGAUGCAGAGCUUUGACUUUGUGGUCCUCUGUAGCUCAGCUGGUAGAGCAUGGCCGCUUGUAACGCCAGGGUAGUGGGUUCGAUCCCCGGGACUACCCAUACAAAAAAAUGUUUUAUGCACGCAUGACUGUAAGUCGCUUUGGAUAAAAGCCAUUUAGCAGACGCUUUUAUCCAAAGCGACUUACAGUCAUGUGUGCACACAUUUUUGUGUAUGGGUGGUCCCGGGGAUCGAACCCACUACCUUGGCAUUACAAGCGCCGUGCUCUACCAGCUGAGCUAUUACAUAUUAUACUUCCUCUGUAAAGCACUUUGAAACAAUGGCUUAUUUAAAAACGGCUUUGCACAUACAUUUGAUUGAUGGAUUUAAUUGAUUGAUCUCUUUCCUUGUGAAAUACAAUAAUACAUCUAUCUCAAAGGAGUCGUAUAUCAGAAUGGAUUUGUUAUGACAAUCUGUUUUGAUCGUUGUGUGUUUUAGGAGAGGGCCUCAGUGGCUGUAGUCUAUGGACGUUAGGUGGUGUUAAUUCUUUGAUGCAGAGAGCAAUCAGUAACAUGUUUUGGAUUGAUUAAGAGGGUUGUUAGCAUGCCACCAUUUUGUUUCUGCCUAAUGGUUACAUCUCUGACUGAUAGAUAGUGCUUGGUUACAUUUAUUUGUCCAUCUGUCCAUCCAUCCACCAAUCCAUCCACCCGUCCACCCGUCCGUCCGUCCGUCCAUCCAUCCACCCGUCCGUCCAUCCAUCCAUCCGUCCAUCCAUCCACCCGUCCGUCCGUCUGUCCGUCCGUCCGUCCAUCCAUCCACCCAUUGUCAUUAUCUCUUGACUCUAUCCUGCCAAAGUGAAGCUCAUUGCCUCCCAUGCCUCUCUGACUGUUACAACCCCGUCUUGUAGGUUCCUUUCUGAUAGGGGCUAGCGUUUACAGGAGCUCCCUGUCCUAGGGCUAUUUAAAACAGAAAGUGAAUGUGAGCGAAACUAACAACCAUGGUGGGGUUGCCAUAGAAAUAGAAUCUAGAUAGUAGAUUCUAACUCUCUGGGGGUAGUUGUAUGAUGGGAGAUGCAUAUUGGCUAUUGUGUCCAUUGUGAAGUAGUCCUUCUGACAUCUCCCUCUCCUUCCUUCUUCCCGUGCGCAGGGGCCUCCUUCCGCGACUUUUUCGGGCGCCUGCACAGGCCUUAGCGGGUGCUCAUUUCUUGACCGGGCUCCAGGGCCACUCGGUGAGCUGCCUGCGCUUCCAAAGCGCGAGCGCGGCAGCGCUGGGAGGCAAAGCAGUGGAGAGCUUCAGCUCGGCUUCCAUCUUUCUCUACGUGGUCGCAAUGCGUCAGACCGGGUCAGGAGGGCGUCCGCGGCUCGGAGCUGGGCAAGCCGGCGGGCCAGGCCCGGCCCACCAUUGUUCGGACGUGCGCUCUGCGACGGCCGACGUCGUCUUCUCUGUCUCUACCUCGAGUCCAUUCUUUCGCUGCUCUUCGUUUCUUCAUUUCUUUCAUCUUUCUCCAUUUCUUUCUCUUUCCAUCUCUUUCUCUUCCUUUCUCUUUCCAUCUCUUUCUCUUCCAUUCUCUUUCUAUCUUUCUCCAUUUCUUUCUCUCUCGUCUGUAGAAUACCUUUCUCCCAGCAGCUUGCUGCUUUUGUCUUUGUGGGUAGGAGGGUUAAUACAAUGUAGUCUUUCAUCUUAAUCUUCUCUCUGCUGGGUAUGGGAAGGUGCUGGGCUGGCUGACUCGGCUGUGUGUAAAGGUUUUUUUCUUUUGGAAUGGGGGUGGGGGGGGGGGGGUAAUUAGGAUUGUGUGAAGCUCAAUAGCAGGAAUGGGGGCGAGGGUGAGGUAUAUGGAGAGUUCAGAAGAUUUCUAAAUGUAGGCUCUAGUAAAAUGUGAUGUAUUAGUGUAGGGUUAGCAGUUGGGGAGGUAUUAUUUUGGUUUAGCAACCCACAUGUGUGUGUGUGUAGGCAAAACUGUAGACCCAAGAUGUUGACCCAACAGACAGACACACACACACACACACACACACAACCUCCCCCGACCACCAACACCCAACCGUCUUCACACAGAGAGCAUCUGUCAACAUGACAAAACAAAGGACAUGUUUUUUAGAAGAAAUCCUCACUCAUCAAUGUAGCCUAUUGAACAGACAGUAGCACGAAUAUCAAUAAAUCAUCCCAUUGUCUUUGGCCAAUGAGAACCAAUGAUGCUGCUGAUAUAACUCCAAAAUAACCUUGAUCCUGUUGAACGCCUGAUUUGACUCACACCUGCUUUGGCAUAAUCAGUCAUAGUAUUCUACUUUGAGUUGAAUCGAGUAAGUAUUAACCAAAUGAUUGGGCUAACAUUAGGAGGAAAGCAUAAUUAUUAACAUUAUUGGAACCUUUAUCCCGGUGAGCAAUGCUUUGGUAUAAUAAAUCAAACAAUAGUCUAGUCUUCUACUUUGAGUUGUAAAGCAUUAACCAAAUGGUUGGGCUAACGUUAGAAGGAAAACCUGGGAAUCGGAGCGAGACACGUUCCCUUUUCUCCUGUUGUUUCCUCAAGGACACACUGUCGAGGGGAAUUCAAUCAUAUUUCGGAAUGUGGAAUUUUGCAUAUUUUCUCAAAGGGAAAGGGAUCAGUGUGUGUGUGUGUGUGUGUGUGUGUGAUGGGUGCCGUGUCCUUUCCUGCUGGAGAGCAAUUGAUCAUCGAUCAAAGAAGGGAUGAUUCUAGAGGAGUGUAAAAAUAGAAAAUUGACAACCUACAAGAGUGAUAAUCAGUACUGACAAGAUAUUGAAUUGUCACAUUUACACAUUAUUUAGUGCGUAGUACACUUGAAGCGUGUACAUUCUGGAGUGUGCACUCCGACAUGAGGAAGUCUUACCACUUAAGGGCACCACACACCCUAUGCAAACAGAGCGACAGAUGUACGGGCCGCACAUAACUACGUGGAACUACCGUACAUAGAAAACGACGCUCCGUCACUGUGUUUACGUAACCUGUGUAGCGGCAUUAGCGAGCGAUAACACUGUUUUUACACACUUUUUCAUUAUAUUAUUAUUUAGUGUAACUUCAGACGGGAAAAUUUAAGAAUAUUCUGAUGCUUUCAUAGAAACAUGACUCGACUUCGGCGAAAUACUAAACAUUUUGAGAUUCAUAUUUCCUCUGAACCCCAUUAUUCUAUGAAGUUGCAUCUAUGCCUAAAUGGCAGACACAUCUGUAUUGAUCAAAACAUAUCUUUAUUCACACAGACACCUCUGUAUUGGUCAAAACGUAUCUUUAUUCACACAGACACAUCUAAUGAACACAUUUGCAGCUGACCUGUUGCUAAGAUCUUAAGAUCUGGGCUUAAGAUCUGGGCUCUGUGGUCUUCCCAGGGGGACCUGGGGGGGUAAGAUCUUCUCCAGUAUGGGAUGAGGGGGGAGGUCUUUGUUUCAGUGUGAGCUGAGAGCCAGGAAUACACCAGGGAGGAUUACAGAGAGAGAAGAUGGAGGGAAGAAGAAAAACAGGCAGUGAAGGAGAGGGCAGAUGAGGAAGACAUAUUGGGUGAUUGAAACGUUGGGUACUCUGAUGUAAGAGGAAGUUUAAAUACCUAUACAAUGGUGCCGUUUAAUUACAGUUUAAGAAAACAUUGUUAAUUAUGCAUUGUGCACAGGUUUUGUGUAAUCAGUAAUCGCACAUUAUUUAUUUCAAUUCAUAAGAAAUGUAUAAACAAACUGAAAUGAGUUAUAGGAACGUCUUAUAUCGUCUUGUAUGUUUCACGAUAUCCAAUCACCUCUCAUACUGACGGCGCAUUUAUAGCCAAUGAGCUUUGAUAUAUUGAUUCAUUGGUUGAACCGGCACAGUGUAGUAUUGUUAUAGUUCCCCUUUAAUCUUUUUCUUUUUUUAAGAAACUCCCUUUACAAGGGUGAGAAAAUUUUUUUUUUUAAACCAAAAGGAAAAUGGAGAGGAGAAGUAGAGAGGGUGGAUUAGGAGAGGUGUGAAGGUGUGAGUGGAGAUGGGUUGUGAUGGGUUAGUGGAGGGUGUAUAGGUUGAGUGGGAGAGGGUGUGAGGGGGAAGGGUUUGUAUAUGUUUGGGGGGUGUGAGUUGGGAAGGGUGUGAUUGUAUAGUUUCCCUUUGUUUUUGGCGUUUGGGUGUGGGUUUUUGACAAGAGGGGGUGGGGGGGGGGAGAUGGGUGGGGAGUGGCGGGGGUGUGUUGAGGGGUGAGUUGUGGAGGGUGUGGUGGGGUGUGGUGGGGGUGGUGCGUGUGGGGUUUGGCGCGGGUGUGCUGUUGCUGGGUUUGUUGCGCGGGUGUGCGGCUUUGGGUGGUGGCCGGGGUGUUCGCUGGGUGGUUGGCGUGGCGCGGGUGUGGGGGCGGGUGUGCGCCGGGUGUGAGUCGGGGGGUGUGAGUCGGGUGUGCGUAGGCGAGGGUGUUGUGGGUGUGGCGGUGUGUUGGAGCGAGCGGGUGUGGCGGGUGAGUGUGGUGUGAGUAGGCGAGGGUGUAGUGGGAGAGUGUGGUGGAGCGGGUGUGUCGGGUGUGAGUGCGCGGGUGUGCGUGGAGAGGGUGUGAGGUGUGGUAGGAGAGGGUUGAGAGGACGGUGUGGUCGGAGGGGUGUGAGGGGUUUUGUGAGGGUGUGCGUGAGGGCUGUGUUUCUGUGUUGUGAGGGGUGUGGUAGGAAGGGUGUGAGUGGGAGACGGUGUGAGUUGGACGGGUGUGAGUGGUAGAGAGAAAGACAGCGAGUGAGGGAGGGGCUGUGUGUUUUUUAAGAGGAACCUGUCCCAUUGACUCACCCUUUAAAAUGCCUGAGUUACAUUUCCUGAUUGCUUUAAAGUUUGGAAUGGCACCGGGGCUGACCCCGGCGGAAAACAAUGUGGCCUUUAACGGGGCUCAAGGGGUGGGGUGGGUAAAGGAGGGGUGGGGGGUAACCGUAAAACGACCGUGGAGUUCAAGAUGAGGUUGAGUGCUGGCCGGGGCAUUGUGAUCUCUUCUCACACCCCAGUGAAGUGAUUUAACACAGCUGACCUCGCGGUAACCUCACCAACAGACCCCCACAAACACACACACUCACCACCCUUAGACAUAUAACGUAACACAACCCAAAGUAGCGCAACGCAACGUCCCGCAACUUCCCGCCACAUCACGCAACAGUUUACUUCACAUCAAGACGGAAUCUAAAGGCUUGGCAUCAGUGGAAUGUGAUCUGUGCCAUCAAAGCACCCAGUCAGGCCAUGUGUUUAGGCAGUAAGAAGUAACAAUCAAUGAUGGGAGCUGUUUAGGAGCCACCGAGCAGCCAUUUUAGGGUUUAUAAACAACCAAUGAUGUACUGUGCAUUCGGAAAGUAUUCAGAUCCCUUGACUUUUUCCACAUUUUGUUACGUUACAGCCUUAUUCUAAAAUUGAUUAAAUAAAUAAAAUCUACACACAAUACCCUAUAAUGACAAAGUGAAAACAGGUUUUUAGAAAUGUUUGCAAUUUAAAAAAAAUUAAAAACAGAAAUACCUUAUUUACAUAAGUAUUCAGACCCUUUACUAUGAGACUCGAAAUUGAGCUCCGGUACAUCCUGUUUCCAUUGAUCAUCGUUGAUGUUUCUACAACUUGAUUGGAGUCCACCUGUGGUACAUUUAAUUGAUUGGACAUGAUUUGGAAAGGCACACACCUGUCUAUAUAAGGUCCCACAGUGCAUGUCAGAGCAAAAACCAAGCCAUGAGGUCGAAGGAAUUGUCUGUAGAGCUCCGAGACAGAAUUGUGUCAAGGCACAGAUCUGGGGAAGGGUACCAAACAAUUUCUGCAGCAUUGAAUGUCUCCAAGAACACAGUGGCCUCCAUCAUUCUUAAACGGAAGAAGUUUGGAACCAACCAAAACUCUUCCUAGAGCUGGCCACCUGGCCAAACUGAGCAAUCGGGGGAGAAGGGCCUUGGUUAGGGAGGUGACCAAGAACCCGAUGGCCACUCGGACAGAGCUCUAGAGUUCCUCUGUGGAGAUGGGAGAACCUUCCAGAAGGACAACCAUCUCUGCAGCACUCCACCAAUCAGGCCUUUAUGGUAGAGUGGCCAGACGGAAGCCACUCCUCAGUAAAAGGCACAUGACAGCCCGCUUGGAGUUUGCCAAAAGACCAUGAGAAAAAAGAUGAUGAAACCAAGUCUGAUGAAACCAAGAUUGAACUCUUUGGCCUGAAUGCCAAGUGUCACGUCUGGAGGAAACCUGGCACCAUCCCAACGGUGAAGCAUGGUGGUGGCAGCAUCAUGCCUUGGGGAUGUUUUUCAGCUUUAGGGACUGGGAGACUAGUAAGGAUCGAGGGAAAGAUGAAUGGAGCAAAGUACAGAGAGAUCCUUAAUGAAAACCUGCUCCAGAGUGCUCAGGACCUCAGACUGGGGCGAAGGUUCACCUUCCAACAGGACAACGACCCUAAGCACACAGCCAAGAUAACGCAGGAGUGGCUUCGGUACAAGUCUCUGAAUAUCCUUGAGUGGCCCAGCCAGAGCCCGGACUUGAACCCGAUCGAACAUCUCUGGAGAGACCUGAAAAUAGCUGUGCAGCGAUGCUCCCCAUCCAGCCUGACAGAGCUUGAGAGGAUCUGCAGAGAGGAAUGGGAGAAACUCCCCAAAUACAGGUGUUGCCAAGCUUGUAGCGUCAUACCCAAGCAGACUCUAGGCUGUCAUUGCUGCCAAAGGUGCUUAAUCAAAGUACUGAGUAAAGGGUCUGAAUACUUAAGUAAAUAUUUCCGUUUUUGCUUUGUCACUUGGGUUAUUUUGUGUAGAUUGAUGAAGGGUGAAAACAAUUUAAUCCAUUUUAGAAUAAGGCUGUAAUGUAACAAAAUGUGGAAAAAGUCAAGGGGUCUGAAUACUUUCUGAAUGCACUGUAUGUAAACCCUGGAUUGCUUAUGCUAUGUAUUGACCAUUGAGAGGCUUUGAAGCUACUGGUCGGCCAUAUUGGCACUCCUCAGAAUAGCAGUCCUCCGUAGGAAUUAACCUCUACGGGACGGUUGAGCUAACGUGCACUAAUGUGAUUAGCAUGACUGUUGUAAGUAACAGCAAACUUUCCAGGACAUAGACAUGUCUUAUAUGGGCAGAAAGCUUAAAUUCUCGUUUAUCUAACUGCACUGUCCAAUUGACAGUAGCUAUUACAGUGAAAAAAUAUUGUUUGAGGAGACUGCAAAACAACAACAAAAAACAUAUCACAGCAACUGGUUUGAUACAUUCACCUCAGAAGGUAAAUACUGUACUUACAUUCAGUAAUCUUGCUCUGAUUUGUCAUCCUAAGGGUCCCAGAGAUAAAAUGUAGCAUAGUCAAUUUUUGAUAUUCAAAUGUAGGAACUGGGUUCUACAGUUUGAACCCCUGCUGUCUCUGGCUCCACACCCACCCCACCCGGCCAUCUAGAUGUUGUCACGAUCGUCUUGAGAAGAAGCGGGCCAAGGCGCAGCGUGAUAUGCGUACAUAUUUAUUUCAGUGUACACACAACGAACAAAACAACAAACGAUACGAAACGUGAAGUCCUACGGUUACACAAACCAAAACGGAACAAGAUACCACAUUAAACAAAUGCCAAACGGCUACCUAAGUAUGGCUCCCAAUCAGAGACAACGAGCUACAGCCGUCUCUGAUUGGGAACCACCCUGGCCAACAUAGAAAUACCAAACUAGAAGCAACACAACCUAGAACACAAAAACAUAGAAACUAACACCCUGGCUCAACAUACGAGAGUCCCCACAGCCAGGGCGUGACAGUACCCCCCCAAAGGCGCGUACUCCGACCGCGCCAACCAAACACAACAGGGGAGGGACCGGGUGGGCACUCCGCCUCGGCGGCGGAUCCGGUUCCGGGCAUGACCCCCACUCCCUCUCUAACCCCCCAAAGCGCCCCUGGUCCGGUCUGGCCCUGCUGGCCGGAGCUGGACUAAAUACUGGUGGAGCGGAUUGCUCUAGCUCCGGAGUGGAGCAGCUGACCGGUGCCGGACCAGGCACCGGUGGAACAGGCACGGGCUGUGCCGGACAGACGACGCGCACCACUGGCUUGGUGCGGGGAUCAGGAACAGGCCGGACCGGGCUGGCGACGCGCACCACUGGCUUGGUGUGGGGAUCAGGAACAGGCCGGGCCGGGCUGACGACGCGCACCACUGGCUUGGUGCGGGGAGCAGGAACGGGCCGGACCGGGCUGACGACGCGCACCACAGGUUUAGUGCGGGGAGCAGGAACGGACCGGGCUGGCGACGCGCACCACUGGCUUGGUGCGGGGAGCAGGAACGGGCCGGACCGGGCUGGCGACGCGCACCACUGGCUUGGUGCAAGGGGCAGGAACAGGCCGGACCGGGCUGGCGACGCGCACCACAGGCUUGGUGCGAGGGACAGGAACAGGCCGGACCGGGCUGGCGACGCGCACCACAGGCUCGGUGCGAGAGGCAGGAACAGGCCGGACCGGGCUGGCGACGCACACCACAGGCUCGGUGCGAGAGACAGGAACAGGCCGGACCGUACUAAGGACACACGCAACUGGCCCUACGCGGGGAUCAGGAACGGGCCGGACCGGACUAGCAACACACCCCAGUACCUCUCGCCGUGCCUCUACGUUCUCCUUCCCCCUGGUGUCCAGUAACUCCCGUAACCUGGCGGCCUCCUCUGCCAACCCUCUGAACCACUCUAUCCCGUACACCUGCUGCCCCGUUGUCCACGGCGUGAGCCCCCCCCUAAAAAAUGUCUGGGCUUGUCUCUCCCCCGUGGACCAGGCCUCCAUGGUUCUCGCCCAACUCUCACUCCACUGCUCCCAAUUCCAACCUCUCUCCUCAUCACGCUGCUUGACCCAGUCGUGGUGGUAUCUUCUGUCACGAUCGUCUUGAGAAGAAGCGGGCCAAGGCGCAGCGUGAUAUGCGUACAUAUUUAUUUCAAUGUACACACAACGAACAAAACAACAAACGAUACGAAAUGUGAAGUCCUACGGUUACACAAACCAAAACGGAACAAGAUACCACAUUAAACAAAUGCCAAACGGCUACCUAAGUAUGGCUCCAAAUCAGAGACAACGAGCUACAGCCGUCUCUGAUUGGGAACCACCCUGGCCAACAUAGAAAUACCAAACUAGAAGCAACACAACCUAGAACACAAAAACAUAGAAACUAACACCCUGGCUCAACAUACGAGAGUCCCCAGAGCCAGGGCGUGACAGAUGUGUGAAAGUUAGUGUAUAAACUAAUGAUCCAUCAUGUAUGACAUUCCUGGGAGUGUGUAAACUUACAUUUUGUAUUACCAUAUCAUUUUUGUAUGUUCUCUAUAGUUAAGUACUUGAAAAUGUAUCAAUUGACCAAUUCGGCACAUUCGGGCAGACUUGAUACAAAAUAGUCCAGUAUUGCAAUGCUGGAACUUUGCACACACACUGCUGCCAUCUAGUGGGCAAAAUCUAAAUUGCGCCUAAACAGCAAUAUUAUAUUGUGGCCUUUCUCUUAUAAUAUAAUAUAUAAUAUGCCAUUUAGCAGACGCUUUUAUCCAAAGUAACUUAGAGUCAUGCGUGCAUAAAUGUUUACGUAUGGGUGGUCCCGGGGAUUGAACCCACUACCCUGGCAUUACAAGAGCCAUGCUCUACCAAUUGAGCUACAGAGGACCACCUCUUGCAUUUCAAAGAUGACGGAACAAAAAAAUUAAUAGAAAACGCAUGUUUUUUUGUUGUAUUAUCUUUUACCAGAUCUAAUGUGUUCUAUUCUCCUACUUAAUUUCAAAUUUCCACAAACUUCAAAGUGUUUCCUUUGAAAUGGUAUCAAGAAUAUGCAUAUCCUUGCUUCAGGUCCUGAGCUACAGGCAGUUAAAUUUGGGUAUGUCAUUUCAGGUGAAAAAUGAAAAAAAGGGUCCAAUCCUUAAGAGGUUAACAGAAUUCUACACUAUUUCAUUUAAAUGUUUCAAAGACAAGCCCCAUCUUGUAGUGGGGACAGUAACAUUAGUACUUUCAAGAUGGAGGCGCAAAUGUUUCAUAACAGCGCCACCUUUCAGUCAUCUAGUGUAUAUAUAAAUCAUUGUUUAGAAUGGCCAAGUCCCAUGUAACUUCACUGGCUCCACCCACUAUUAGACAUUUUAGAAAUAGCCUACUUUGAGUCAAUUGGCACCUCCUUAUCAAAAUUGCAAGACAUUCUCUUAAUGUAAAAGGAUGAGGAUUAAGAGAAGAAAGAAAGAAAGAAAGAAAGAUAGAAAGACAGACAGACAGACAUUUUCUCCUAAAUACUUCAACAUUGCCUCCAGAUGUACUAAUCAAGGUCUGGAUAUGUCCAUCUAUGUCCAGAAAAGGACACAUUAGUUGAUUAUAAAACGUGACAGGACACACCAUUUAUCCAACCCAACCCAAUAUUUAUUUGAAGCAUGAAUAUAGUGAUAUGUGUGUAAAUGCAACAACAUUUGGCCAAUAGAAGACAAAAAUCCUGGAAACUGGAGCAGGCUUCCAUGACUAUGUCGGGAAAAGGACACAUUAGUAAAUUAUGAAAUGUGGCAAGAAACAUUUCACCAAGCCAAUAUUCAUUACAUGUGCAUCAAACAUGCUGGGUAAAAAUGCAAAGUGGCAUUGACUGUAUGUGCUUGAAAAGUAAAAUGCACAUGCAUUGGUGAAAUUCAGUAACCUCUUUGUGCUUAUUGUCAUCGAAAGGUUAGCUCUAACAAAUCCAGUGCUUGGCUUGGACUGCAAUAGGUGCCGGUACUCAUUUUGGGUGCCGGUACUUUUUAUAUUUAGGUGCAGGAGCUCCACAACACUUUUCAGUUAAUAGAACAGGAGCUCAAGCAGUAGAACAUUUUAGGUGGCGUUACUCGGCUCCGAUGAGCUCCUGCCCAAGUCAAGCACUGGACAAAUCGGUGUGUGAAACUAACUAGCAAGUAUAGCUAUUGUUGUCGUACAGUAUGGCCGCCCCUGCUACUCAACCUCCCACCUCCCCCUUCCUCCCCACAAAGGACCAAACCUAAACCCAGUCAAUUUAAAUGGUAAUACCUUUGGGGCUUUCAAAAAGCUCCUCUCUCUUCACUCUUUUUAGCAUAUCUUUGAGAGGCUUUGCAGUUCAAGUUCCCACCAUGCUAAUAGCUUUUGGUACAUGAACAUAAUGCCACUCUGGUGAGUCAUCACUCCAGCCAUCCAUUCUCUUCAAUACCCCUUCUCUCUGUCUCAUCUCUCUCGCUCUCGCUCCUCAUAAACGGCAGCCCGGCUCUCUCUCCUCUCUCUCUCCUUCCCUCUUCUCUCUCGGUCCUCUUUGAUUAGCUCUACGUCUCUGAAUUCUGUUCUUUUAUCGCUCUGUUUCUCUCGCUCAUUCUUUCUAUUCACAAGGUCCCAGUUAUUAUCCUUGGGUUGGGGGGUAGAACAGUAUGGGGUAUGUUGCCUUUCCUCGAGCAUUGCAGCUCCUAUUGAUUACAUUUGAUGUAGCCUCUGGAUUUUGGCUUCCAAGGCCCAUUCUCACUGCAAACACAUACAACUUGAUGGCAGAAAAAUGUUGCAUUAGUUCUCUAUACUUUGUGAAUGGAGGGGAUUGAGACCGAGGUCACAGGCCAGAGCUUUCUCUGGGACGCCCUAAAAACACGCCACUUCGAUACAAGUGAUUUCAUAACAGUUAAGAGCGCAUUUUCCUAACCCUUUUCCUAACCUUAACCUAAUUCUCCUAACCUGCUACGUCAAUUAUCCUAACCUGCUGCAUAAGUUCUCCUAACCUGCUAUGAAAAGUUGUAGCUGUAUCAAAGUGGCGUUUUUAGGAAGUCCUGCUUUCUCUCUCUAGCACCACCAGCUGUCUUCCAUGGUACUAAAGCAUGGGCCAAAUGAUAACUGGGGGGUCAUUGCUAACUGAUCAGGAAGCUGCAUUCCUGUGUAGGGAGCUUCACGCUGACAAAUCAAAUCAAAUCAAAUUGUAUUGGCCACAUGCGCCGAAUACAACAGGUGCAGACAUUACAGUGAAAUGCUUACUUACAGCCCUUAACCAACAGUACAUUUAUUUUUAAUAAAAAAUUAGAAUAAAACAAAAAAGUGUUGAGAAAAAAAGAGCAGAAGUAAAAUAAAAUAACAGUAGGGAGGCUAUAUAUACAUACCGGUGCAGAGUCAAUGUGCGGGGGCACCGGCUAGUUGAGGUAGUUGAAGUAAUAUGUACAUGUGGGUAGAGUUAAAGUGACUAUGCAUAAAUAAUUAACAGAGUAGCAGCAGCGUAAAAAGAUGGGGUGGGGGGGGGGAAGUGCAAAUAGUCUGGGUAGCCAUGAUUAGCUGUUUAGGAGUCUUAUGGCUUGGGGGUAGAAGCUGUUGAGAAGUCUUUUGGACCUAGACUUGGCACUCCGGUACCGCUUGCCGUGCAGUAGCAGAGAGAACAGUCUAUGACUAGGGUGGCUGGAGUCUUUGACAAUUUUGAGGGCCUUCCUCUGACACUGCCUGGUAUAGAGGUCCUGGAUGGCAGGAAGCUUGGCCCCAGUGAUGUACUGGGCCGUACGCACUACCCUCUGUAGUGCCUUACGGUCGGAGGCCAAGCAGUUGCCAUACCAGGCGGUGAUGCAACCGGUCAGGAUGCUCUCGAUGGUGCAGCUGUAGAAUUUUUUUAGGAUCUGAGGACCCAUGCCAAAUCUUUUCAGUCUCCUGAGGGGGAAUAGGCUUUGUCGUGCCCUCUUCACGACUGUCUUGGUGUGUUUGGACCAUGAUAGUUCGUUGGUGAUGUGGACACCAAGGAACUUGAAGCUCUCAACCUGUUCCACUACAGCCCCGUCGAUGAGAAUGGGGGCGUGCUCAGUCCUCUUUUUUUUCCCUGUAGUCCACAAUCAUCUCCUUUGUCUUGGUCACGUUGAGGGAGAGGUUGUUAUCCUGGCACCACAUGGCCAGGUCUCUGACCUCCUCCCUAUAGGCUGUCUCAUCGUUGUCGGUGAUCAGGCCUACCACUGUUGUGUCGUCGGCAAACUUAAUGAUGGUGUUGGAGUCAUGCCUGGCCAUGCAGUCAUGGGUGAACAGGGAGUACAGGAUGGGGACUGAGCACGCACCCCUGAGGGGCCCCCAUGUUGAGGAUCAGUGUGGCAGAUGUGUUGUUACCUACCCUUACCACCUGGGGGCGGCCCGUCAGGAAGUCCAGGAUCCAGUUGCAGAGGGAGGUGUUUAGUCCCAGGAUCCUGAACACAAGAGAGAUUACCAGAAUGUUAUAACACUUUAUAAUAUCAUUAAUUUGUCAAUUAAUUUAUAAAAUGUCUCGAAAGUGCUACAGUACGUGCAUUAAAAUAAAUAAAAACAAGAGAGGUAGACAGAGGACACAACUAGACCGGGCUACUGACACAAAGAACACAUCUGACGCUACAAGGGACAGGGACAACAAGGAACGCAGGUAAAUGAACUGUAGGCCUUCCUAAAGAGAAGGGUAUUUAGGCCAGUUUUUAAAGGACCCCAGAGUCUGUGGUGCUGCUUUGGACAUUAGCUAAACAAGCCCAGACUGACAGGGCAACUAGGAAGAGCUAAAUAAAAGAAACAACCAUGAUGUCAAAGAUGGCUUCCAACUUCAGCAUUCACAAAACACACUCUUCAGCAAAUUGUGUAUGUGUGUUUUUGUGUUUGCAUGUGUGGAUGUGCAUGCACUGUUGUGUGUGUGUGUGUGUGUGUGUGUGUGUGUGUGUGUGUGUGUGUGUGUGUGUGUGUGUGUGUGUGUAUAAAGCGGUCAUGCCUCUCCAUUACUGUGUUUUUAUAAGGCCAUGCCAUAGGACAGAGUCCCAGGUGUUUGGGCCCUUAGCGUUGCAGCUGAGGCUGUGCCCAUGUGUGUCUCCCCCCUCCACACACACACACUAGGCCCCUGUAACCCCCUCCUGCCCCCGUGAACCUCCAGGGGGCUAGACUGAACCGCUGUCCUAUUUAGCAGCUCACUGACCCUAACCCUAACCCUAUUUAGCAAUUCACUAAACCUAAAGACGUCAGCAUACUUCAGUUCGGCUGGCGCCUAGUCUGAACGAGUGUGCUCACAUAUACUCCUUUAAAAAGACCUUUGCUUGAAAAACAAGAAAAAAGUGGCAAUAAUACUGUUUGUCCAUUUUGAGACGCCGUAGCCAGUAUACACUUCCUCAAAAUAGUCUAAAUGAAUCUAAGAUAACUCAAGAAAUCUGUCAUUAAUUUUGACGUUUUUGCAGAGGAGAACUUUGUCGCGCAAUUUUACAUCUAACUAAGAUGUUUGGUGCAGUAUUUCUCAAUGAAAGAAUGUGCAUAAAAAUGAGCCGUCUCUCGCUGAAUGACAACAUUGACUUUAUUGAAGAAUCCCUACUGUUGACCAAUCACCGACGAAGGGUUGUUGUUGUGCCCGAACAGCCGAAAUAACCCUUACCGAAGUCCAAAACGAACAAAAACUUCACAAAAUGCCAUCAUGAUAUAUGCAUAAACUGUUUCGGCUGGGAAGCAUACGGAUGCCUUGACCCUAACCCUAUUUAGCAGUUCACUGACCCUAACCCAAACCCUAACCCUAUUUAGCAGUUCACUGACCCUAACAAGAGGAUUGAAAGCCAUGUAAAUCUGAUAUCAUAAUCCUCUCUCUCUCUGACACACACACACAAACACAAAUGCAUGCACACACACACUCACAUUCACUUACUUUCAUACACUCUUUCACACAAUCCACUCUUUUUCUCACUCUCUCUCUUUCACCAUUUCUGUCUAUCGCUACCUCUUUCACCAUCUCUAUUGCUACCUCUUUCACCAUCUCUGUCUAUCACUACCUCUUUCACAAUCUCUGUCUAUCGCUACCUCUUUCACCAUCUCUAUCGCUACCUCUUUCACCAUCUCUGUCUAUCACUACCUCUUUCACAAUCUCUGUCUAUCGCUACCUCUUUCACCAUCUCUAUCGCUACCUCUUUCACCAUCUCUGUCUAUCACUACCUCUUUCACAAUCUCUGUCUAUCGCUACCUCUUUCACCAUCUCUAUCGCUACCUCUUUCACCAUCUCUGUCUAUCACUACCUCUUUCACCAUCUCUGUCUAUCGCUACCUCUUUCACCAUCUGUCUAUCGCUACCUCUUUCACCAUCUCUGUCUAUCGCUAUCUCCUUCCUCUCUCCCAUGUGAUCGGCCUGUGUCUCUCUCUCUCUCUCUCUCUCUCUCUCUCUCUCUCCCCUCUCUCCUCUCCUUUCUUCUUCUCUAUCUCUCUUCUCUCUCUCUCUCUCCCUUUCUCUCUCUCCUUUUCUCUCUCUCUCUCUCUCUCCUUUCUCUCUCUCUCUCUCUCUCUCUCUCUCUCUCUCUUGCUCUCUCUAUCUUGAUCUCUUCUUAGCUGUCUUUUUUAACCCUUUGUUGCAGUUAACUGAGAUUUUGUUCCCAGCCUUCAUGACAGACACAUACAUUAUUUAGUCUGUAGCAACCAUAGUGUUCGCUAGUCUACCUCCGCCCAAGCUUCUAUAGGGUGAGGGGGGUUGUAGUUGUAAGAUGGUAGGAUGGGGGAGAGACCGAGAAAGUGAGUGUGUGUGUGUGUGUGUUUGUGUGUGUGUGUGUGUGUGUGUGUGUGUGUGUGUGUGUUUGGGGCGGUUGGUACUGUGGUGGAUUUUUGACAGAGCUAAUUCCCCUGCCAGCUUGAUGUGCCGGUAGAGAAGAAAGGGGCAAAAGGCCUGUGCUUAAUUCCCCAGCCGUGCUCGGAGGAUUUAGACGGUGAAGGAAGGUUGGGGGAUUAUGCAAUUUAAGAUUUUACAAGCGCUUCUAUUUCCUCCACUAUGGGCUUCCCCUCUCAUCCCGAAGAGUGUGAACCGCUCCUCUCAGUUAAUAUGAUGUGUGUGACACAAACACAAACUUUCGGCCUUUCUAUGGAUCUCGCAUGUGCGCGCAUCACACACACACACACACACACUUCACACAUACUGUAGUUCACAUAGCUCAGAGUAGACUGACGCUUGAAGCCAACUAACACACUUUAUCUUUCCUGUCUAUUUCAUAUUCCCUCAACCCGUCUCUCCUGCGCUUGUACAUACAGCACUGUAAAAUGGAAAUCCACAGCUGGGUAUUAGCUACAGAUAGCAAAGGAAAGGGUUAAGUGUUGAAAAUGAUUGCGAAUGGAGAGCAGUAUAUGCACACACACAAUCUCUUUGGUGAGUGGAGAUUGCCAAUGAUGAUGCGCACUGCAGCUAAAUCAUCCCUUAUUUAGAAUAAUAGAGGAGAUUAUCACAAACAGGCACUGAAUAGGAAAAUAGCCCAUUUUCAGACUUACAAUGGAGCUUGUUUACUGGCGAAUAAAUAUCAAUACUUUGUUGUCGGUGUCGAAAAAUAGACCCGGAAUCAAAGUAAUGUUGCUAUUCAGUACGUUGGUUUGUCAUGUCCGUUGCUGGAUGUAGCUAGUAAAUCUAGGCCAAUGUGUUUACUUGUCCCUAGCAUCUUGUAAAUGCUUGUCAAUUUACCUCAUCCCAUUACUGAAGCAGUGGGAACUAUAAUUGAGAAAUGACUCCGAUAUGAAAUCCUUCACAGCUGAUUUUCAGGAACUAUUAAGUGUCAUAUUAUGGUUUUUCCCUCAGAUUUCCUGAUUGGGGAAAAUGUCAAGCGAUUUCAGGCUCAAACCGUUCUAUCUGGGUGGAUGAUGUUACUGAAGUGGUUUUGACCUGGUUGGAGGGACUCAUGCUAUCUCUGAUAGACUCCAACAGAGGUUGGCACUGCCAGUGCCCCGUAGGAUGCCAGUACAGACAGAGGAUAGGGGUUCAGGAUAGAGCUUGACUCACUCGGUGGUCCCAGAAAGAUAGCAAAGACUUACUAUCAACAGGAUACCAGUUGCAAACAACUUACCCCUAGGCCAUUUAUCCAAGGUGUCGGAUUUAAAUCUUUUUUUGGGGGGGUCUGUGACAGAUGCAAAUACAGAAUGAUACACACUGAGUUUGAGACCCCUUCUGUGAGGACCCUGCUUGGAGGUCUUUGCGAGGUAGCUUAAGUUCGUUAACAGUUGGGACAAAAUAAAAAAAAAAAAGCUAUUAUAAAUUAUAAACUGGGUGGUUCGAGUCCUGAAUGCUGAUCAGACCAUAUACCACGGGUAUGACAAAACAUUUAUUUUUACUGCUCUAAUUACAUUGGUAACCAGUUUAUAAUAGCAAUAAGGCACCUUGGUAGUUUGUGGUACAGUGCAUUUGGAAAGUAUUCAGACCCCUUGAUUUGUUGAAUUUCUUUCCUUCUUAAUGCGUUUGAGCCAAUCAGUUGUGUUGUGACAAGGUAGGUAUACAGAAGAUAGCCCUAUUUGGUAAAAGACCAAGUCCAUAUUAUGGCAAGAACAGCUCAAAUAAGCAAAGAGAAACAACAGUCCAUCAUUACUUUAAGACAUGAAAGUCAGUCAAUACGGAAAUGUCAAGAUCUUUGAAAGUUUCUUCAAGUGCAGUCGCAAAAACCAUCAAGCGCUAUGAUGAAACUGGCUCUCAUGAGGACCGCCAAAGGAAAGGAAGACCCAGAGUUACCUCUGCUGCAGAGGAAAAGUUCAGAAAUUGCAGCCCAAUUGCAGCCCAAAUAAAUGCUUCACAGAGUUGAAGUAACAGACACAUCUCAACAUCAACUAUGUGAAUCAGGCCUCCAUGGUCGAAUUGCUGCAAAGAAACCACUACUAAAGGACACCAACAAGAAGAAGAGACUUGCUUGGGCCAAGAAACACGAGCAAUGGACAUUAGACCGGUGGAAAUGAGUCCAAAUUGGAGAUUUUUGGUUCCAACCGCCGUGUCUUUGUGAGACGUGGUGUGGGUGAAUGGAUGAUCUCCGCAUGUGUAUUUCUCACCGUAAAGCAUGGAGGAGGAGGUGUUAUGGUGUGGGGGUGCUUUGCUGGUGACACUGUCUGUGAUUUAUUUAGAGUUCAAGGCAUACUUAACCAGCAUGGGUACCACAGCAUUCUGCAGCGAUACACCAUCCCAUCUAGUUUGGCCUUAGUGGGACUAUCAUUUGUUUUUCAACAGGACAAUGACCCAACACACCUCCAGGCUGUGUAAGGGCUAUUUGACCAAGACGGAUAGUGAUGGAGUGCUGCAUCAGAUGACCUGGCCUCCACAAUCACCCGACUAUAACCCAAUUGAGAUGGUUUGGGAUGAGUCGGACCGCAGAGUGAAGGAAAAGCAGCCAACAAGUGCACAGCAUAUGUGGGAACUCCUUCAAGACUGUUGGAAAAGCAUUCCAGGUGAAGCUGGUUGAGAGAAUGCCAAGAGUGUGCAAAGCUGUCAUAAAGGCAAAGGGUGGCUACUUUGAAGAAUCUCAAAUAUAAAAUAUAUUUUGAUUUGUUUAACACUUUUUUGGUUACUACAUGAUUCCAUAUGGGUUAUUUCAUAGUUUUGAUGUCUUCACUAUUAAAUAAAGAAAAACCCUAGAAUGACAAGUACUGUAUAUAUAUAUAUAUGGGGGAUUGGAAAUGAUGCAGACAAUUACAUAGAUGGAAGCAACAAUCUAUCUGCAAUAUUCAAGCUGAUCAGUUGGUCUCGACCAAACAUCUAUUUUAACAUGCGCCCUCAUCCGUACAAUUAAUCCUCUCUCCCACUUCCUCUCCCCAUCCUCCUUAACAAAUUUCUAGACACGGGGGACCUGUAUGAAAAAUGUGUCACUCACUACUGUAAUUCGCUCUGGAUAAGAGCAUCUGCUAAAUGACUAAAAUGUAAAUAUACACACAGAAACCACACCUCGCAUGUGUUCCCCAUUUACUCUCCUCACGCCCUCCACCAAACCCACUCCGCUCCUCGUCCUCCACCAAACUCCCUCCGCCCCUCGCAUUCCAUCAAACCCCUUUCACCCCUCACCCUCCACCAAACCCCCUCCGCCCCUAGCCUAACAUGCUAACCGGCUCCUAUUUGCUUAAUGAGUGUGGUCGCAUGCUAUGGUGGAAAUCACAGGCCCUCAUCAUACGUGUGUGUGCAUGAAUAAAGCCUUCAGUGGGUGGUCCUGGGCUGGGGAAACUCAAAAUGGUUUCCCUAACCUCAAACAGACAUCUUGUAUUGUGUGAUAGGGAUAAGAAGGGGGAACUGAGAAAAAUUAUAGAAGAGAUCUUAAAUAUUUUUUUUAGGUCAGCAGUAACUUGUACCUGUAUGAAACGACUGGUCCGGUUUUGUCUGGUCCGAACUGGUUUGGUCCGGUCGGAUCAUACCCAUCCUCCUCACUCAUGCCUCAUGUUCCCUGGCAUAACAACCGAAGUCCGUGGGUAUGGUGAGAUCAGAUGCCAGGCAGCAUGGCGCUCAAGCGGCCUCUCAGCCUGAUUCUGUCGGUACGCAGGAAGCUCCGGUCGGCCGCGGUUGCCCUAACUGACAUGACAGAUCCCAGCGCUCGCAGCCAUGCUGCUACAUACGGCUGACACAAAAUGGCGGAUGUGCGAGGGGCAUGUGCAGAGAGGGGAGAUGUCGUGCUGGUGUGGCAGGGACAGAAAUAGGAAUGUCCUACUCACUGUAUUGAGAGAAUUAAAAGGUAGAUUUUUUUUUUACUGCAGUAAGGGAUGAAAAUACUCAGACAAUUUCUUUAAACUGUAUGUUUUUUACAAUAUGGUUUUAUGUUCAAACAAAAGUCUUGCAAGUACAAUGGUAGUCACCAAGAGGGCUUUGGACUGUAAUGACUUAAUGUACAUUAAUGUCUCUUAGAUAUGUUACUUUAUUUGCUCAGUACAAGAUGGUGGAAGUGGCAGUGAUCCAAGUGAACCCAUGGAGCAAAUGAUUGACCUACCUGCAUUUACAUAAUUUACAUCAUGCAUGUCCCUUUGGUGACUGACAAAGGAACUGUGAAUAACUCCUCCCCCUUUUCUUAUGUUCUAUAUCUCUCCUUUUUUCUUUAUUUCAUCCUUUUUAAUUUUUUUACUUUUCUUUAUUUCUCUUCUUUUGCUCUCUUCCUUUCUUUAUUUUUCUUUGCUCUCUUUCGGUCUUUUCUGUCUCUCAGAUGAUCAGGCUGAUCCGCGCCUGUGCCUCAUCUGUGGCGACCGUGCGACGGGCCUGCACUAUGGCAUCAUCUCCUGCGAAGGCUGCAAGGGCUUCUUCAAGCGCAGCAUCUGCAACAAGCGCGUCUACCGCUGCAGCCGUGACAAGAACUGCGAGAUGUCACGCAAGCAGCGCAACCGCUGCCAGUACUGCCGCCUGCUCAAGUGCCUACAGAUGGGCAUGAACCGCAAAGGUACGUGUGGAAGAGUAGGAAAAGGGCCGAAAGUUACUGAAGGUUUCAGGAAAGGUGAAAUCAGUAUACGGUGCUAAGCUAGUUUAAACUAGCUGACCUCUGUUAAGGUUAUACAGUAUUCAUACUUAUUAUCACUGUGACUGUCAUCGAAGUAUCGCUCAAAACUACUGAGUUAUUAUGACUCAAAUUCCAACUACUUCCAGAACCAGUCUGCUUAUGCAUUGAAUAUACCGCAUUGAACAUCUUCCAGCACAAAUCCCUCUCAACUGAGUGUUUAGCCCCACAUUCUGAUGGCUUUAUCCUUAUCUCACGUGGCGCUCUGUCAGCUGUAGUUCAAACGGCCGAGUGCACAGCUGCGGUGCAGGGAGCAGCUGUAGCCCUCGCGGAACAUUCUCAUCAUCAAACGCCAGAGAGAUAGACAGCGUGCCAGUAUCGAUGAGUGACAGAGAGAUUAAGAUAAAGAGAUCGACGGAGAGGUAUAGAGGUAAAUAGAGACAGAUAAAGAGAGAUUACACCUGGGUCCUGUUCAUUAGGCACCAAACUAUAGAAAACAGACUGAAACACAGAGGGACUACCUGACUUUCUCCAAUAAGAAUCACUAUUUUCGUGUUCCCUUCCGUGUACACUAAUGAAUACGACACUGGAUACCUUCUCAAAGAGGGAAGAUUGGAGUGUUGGAGAUGAUGAUGAUGACGAUGAUUAAGGUUGGCAGUUACCUCUGAUAGAUCUAGCCCCAAUGCAUUCUGGUAGAGCCGUUGUUGUCAGUUCUGGUCAGAUUCUAUUUGGGUGAUUGGAUGGAUCUGGACCCCUGUGACCACAUCUUGCCUCAGCCUACUGUCUUAUCUCCUCUGUAACUUAAGAUGACAUCACGUUCAUGGUUACUCUGUGAAAGAGACACUGCUUGUCAUAAACCGUCCUCUUUAUUCUGAAACGAGAAACUAGGAUAGAUAUAUACUAUAGAGAAGUAUAUUAUCUAUUCUGCUAUAGUUAGGAGAUAUCUAUUAGAGUGGAGAGAGAGAGAUGGAGAUGUAGAGAGUAGCAAGAGCGAUGAGAAGAGCGAGAGAUCGUAGAGCAGAGAGAGAGAGAAUCGAUAGAUAGGAUUGUAGAUUAUGUAAUUAUAUAUUAUUGAGUGGUCUAGUUAUAUUAGAGUUAUGUUUUAGUAAGAGAUGUAUCUCUAUAUCUCUCUCUCUUCUUUUCUCUAGUCAUUUAUCUAUUUCUUCUGUGUAUCAUUUCUAGCUCUAAUCUCUUGUAUCUCGAUUCUGUACUUUCUUCUUUACUAUAACUCUCGUUCAGAUGAUAGGCGAUAGGAUGGAAGUGAAUAUCUAGGCUUCAGUAUCUCUCUGUUGUAUAUUUUAUAUGUCGUAUAUCUGUAUCUUUCUCAUUUCUGCUAUGCGUCUCUAUUCUCUCUAUUCUGUCUCUAUUUCUUUCUUAGCUUUCAUCUCUUUCUGUCUCUCUUCGUUUCUCUUUCUCUCUAGUGGCGAUAUAUUUAUGUCCUAAGUCUAUUUUCUCUCUCUCUCUCUUCUCUAUCUGCUCUCUCUCUCUCUCUCUCUGUUCUCUCUCUCUCUCUCUCUCUCUCGCUCUCUCUCUCUUCUCUCUCUCUUCUCUCUCUCUCUCUCUCUCCAUAUCUCUCCAUUUUCAUUGUUACGGCGCUCUUCAUUUUUAUGAUUCACUUACUGUUCAGAUAAUGUCAACGCUCCCUAAAAGAUUACGUACAGUAAGGCAGAUUCAGAUUCAGAUUCAGAUUUUCAAGCGGUUGUGACGGUUCAGUUAGUUGGAGCAUGGUGCUUAAAACACCAGGCUUGUGGGUUUGAUUUCCAUGUACUGAAUAUGUGAUUUAACCGUAAGUCGCUUUGGAUAAAUGUGUCUGCUAAAAGACCAUAUUAUUAAAGAGAAUUAACCAUACACAUGCAUUCCAUUCUUCAUCCGGAGGACACUGAAGAAUGUCACUGGUGUCAUUAGCCAUCAGUGUGAUUGCUGUGCUAAACUGCUUUUAGAUGACACCACCAUCAUAAUGGGAAGCAGAGAAGAUAUGACACACCGCUUUCCGGAAUCACAAUUUCAACCUCGCCGCGCCAUGAAACAACUUACCUCCCCAUUCCGAUAAGCCCCCUGGGGAAACACGAGUACUCUCUCCCGUUCCAUGUUCUACCUCUACUUACCGACACUCACUGAUCCUCGAUAUUCCAAAAGAUAAGGACGUGCUGUGCCGAAACCCGAGAAGAGGAGGAGAAAUCCAUUGCUUUGAUGUCUCGAUAUGCAAAGUUAUUGGUAAAUAUCGCCUUUGGAUUUGCCACGCCUAAGGGGAGAAGGAACGGAAGAAGAAUGAGGGAGGCCUCAACCAGCUGGUUAAUCAAUGGCCCCGAGGCAGAGGCUGGAAUUGGACGACGAGAAACGACAAGCGUUAUCUGAUUUGUGAGACCAGUUGGUGCUCACUUACAAGCACGGUGAAGCACCUUCAGCGAUAUACAGAUAAUCCAAUUAGAGUGUGUAGUCACUGCCGAAUAUGUGUCUAUGACCUUGAAGUACACAGACAUGUAAUUUUUUGUUGGUCUAACCGUAAACUAAUGGCUUUAUUUGAUGAGGGGUGACGGGUAGCAAGUGCACCUCCUCAUGGUACAUCAUCUUUGUAAUGCACCCCCCUCGUAGCUAUUCUCUUUAGAGUGUGCACUUGUGCAAAGGAAUGGUCCCCCAUUAAUUCCCCAAAGAAUGCAUUUGAACCAAUGGCAUGGUUGGUCUGCAAACAAUUGCAGCAUUCGAUGUGCGAAAUGCUUAGUGGCCUGAGCUGAGCAUGAGAGAGUGCCUCCACUGCCCCCCUGUGGCAGCCGCUGAGAACACACCCACCUAAGCUCAAUUUCACACAAUAGGAAUAGUGGUAAGGACCUUAGUCAAAUCCACAAAGCCUGACCAGUGGCUACUACAUCUACUGCACCAAGCGUUUGCAGCCUUAUGUAUGUGAGUGACUGUAAGAACAGGUUGAAACCUGCUCCUUUACCUUGUCUGUCAGCUGAGAUGGACCUUGUCUCUCAGCUGGGAGUAGUCAGUUAGACAUGCGUUCGAUGUGUAUGUGUGACGGUAAUAAACAAUGUAGGGAGGAGGGCAACAGAAAGACAGAACAGAGGAGAAGAGAGGGCUUCUGUGUUCUGUGUUUUUCUAAUUCAAAUGUUCAGACACACGUCCACGCACACCUGAACACAAGUGGAGGCUGCUGAGGGGAGAACGGCUCAUAAUAAUGGCUGGAAUGGAAUUUAAUGAAUGGAAUGGUAUCAAACCCAUGAAAACCAUGUUUUUGAUACCAUUCCAUUUACUCCAUUCCAGCCAUUAUUAUGAGCCGUUCUCCCCUCAGCAGCCUCCUACACACACACACCAUUCAACUGUUAAUUCAGCACGCAACUCAAUUUCUCUACUAUCCAUUCAGUUCUUUCACAUUCUAGAGAUGUUAUUUUUAAGUAUUGAUGUCAAUCAUAUUCUCUUUAGAAUAGUCUUCUAUUUCUGUUUAUUCCAGUUCAGACCAGUUAAAACCCUGAUGCCUUUUCUCACCAUUAGAGGGUGCCAGGUCCCUUCCACAAACUUCACAGCUCAGAUUCUACAGCCUUCCACAUAGAUCUCCCUCAACAGUAAAAACUGCCAGUCAUCCUAUGUUGAGUUGCUGAACCUACUCCAACCCUUCUGUCACCAUCUCUUUUCUUUCAACUAGUCUAUUUUAGAAUGGUUAUGGAAGAUGUGAAAUGCAUUUACAGUUUGUCAGAAAUGUAUGUCAGAAUGGGCUUUCUAAGUUCUGUCUGUCUGUGUGUCUUUCCACAGCAAUCAGAGAGGAUGGAAUGCCGGGGGGAAGGAAUAAGAGCAUUGGACCUGUCGAGGUAUGCCACAAUUUAUCACUGUUUCUGUUCUGGUCCAGUCUUAGGUAUUUUACCUGUGUCCUACCCAUACAGUGCCUUGCAAAAAUAUUAAUCCCCCUUGGCGUUUUUCCUAUUUUGUUGCAUUACAACCUGUAAUUUAAAUGGAUUUUUAUUUGGAUUUCAUGCAAUGGACAUACACAAAAUAGUCCAAAUUGGUGAAGUGAAAUGAAAAAAAAUGACUUGUUAAAAAAAAUUCUAAAAAAUAAAUGGUGUGUGCAUGUGUAUUCACCCCCUUUGCUAUGAAGCCCCUAAAUAAGAUCUGGUGCAACCAAUUACCUUCAGAAGUCACAUAAUUAAUUAAAUAAAGUCCACCUGUGUGCAAUCUAACUGUCACAUGGUCUGUCACAUGAUCUCAGUAUAUAUACACCUGUUCUGAAAGGCCCCAGAGUCUGCAACACCACAAAGCAAGGGGCACCACCAAGCAAGCGGCACCAUGAAGACCAAGGAGCUCUCCAAACAGGUCAGGGACAAAGUUGUGGAGAAGUACAGAUCAGGGUUGGGUUAUAAAAAAAUAUCUGAAACUUUGAACAUCCCACGGAGCACCAUGAAAUCCAUUAUUAAAAAAUGGAAAGAAUAUGGCACCACAGCAAACCUGCCAAGAGAGGGCCGCCCACCAAAACUCACGGACCAGGCAAGGAGGGCAUUAAUCAGAGAGGCAACAAAGACACCAAAGAUAACCCUGAAGGAGCUGACAAAGCUCCACAGCGGAGAUUGGAGUAUCUGUCCAUAGGACCACUUUAAGCCGUACACUCCACAGAGCUGGGCUUUACGGAAGAGUGGCCAGAACAAAGCCAUUGCUUAAAGAAAAGAAUAAGCAAACACAUUUGGUGUUCACCAAAAGGCAUGUGGGAGACUCCCCAAACAUAUGGAAGAAGGUACUCUGGUCAGAUGAGAUUACAUUUGAGCUUUUUGGCCAUCAAGAUUAAAAUUGAGCUUUUUGCCCAUCAAGGAAAACGCUAUGUCUGGCGCAAACCCAACACCUCUCAUCACCCCGAGAACACCAUUCCCACAGUGAAGCAUGGUGGUGGCAGCAUCGUGCUGUGGGGAUGUUUUUCAUCGGCAAGGACUGGGAAACUGGUCAGAAUUGAAGGAAUUAUGGAUGGCGCUAAAUACAGGGAAAUUAUUGAGCGAAAUCUGUUUGUCUUCCAGAGAUUUGAGACUGGGACGGAGGUUCACCUUCCAGCAGGACAAUGACCCUAAGCAUACUGCUAAAGCAACACUUGAGUGGUUUAAGGGGAAACAUUUAAAUGUAUUGGAAUGGCCUAGUCAAAGCCCAGACCUCAAUCCAAUUGAGAAUAAGUGGUAUGACUUAAAGAUUGCUGUACACAAGCAGAACCCAUCCAACAUGAAGGAGCUGGAGCAGUUUUGCCUUGAAGAAUGGGCAAAAAUCCCAGUGGCUAGAUGUGCCAAGCUUAUAGAGACAUACCCCAAGAGACCUACAGCUGUAAUUGCUGCAAAAGGUGGCUCUACAAAGUAUUGACUUUGGGGGGGACUGAAUAGUUAUACACGCUCAAGUUUUCUGUUUUUUUGUCUUAUUUCUUGUUUGUUUCACAAUAAAACAUAUUUUGCAUCUUCAAAGUGGUAGGCAUGUUGUGUAAAUCAAAUGAUACAAACCCCCCCAAAAUCCAUUUUAAUUCCAGGAUGUAAGGCAACAAAAUAGGAAAAAUGCCAUGGGGGGUGAAUACUUUGACAAGCCACUGUAAACCUUUUGACUCAAGGGCAGGCACAGUGCCUGCUGGAUUACAUUUUUCCGGUUUAAUACAGUUUCUCUCUGUCCAAUUAAUGGCAUAAUAAACUGAUCAAGUAAGUGUCUAGGGCAUGAAUGAAACCAGGGUCGUGUUUAGUACUUCACACAUCACUCCGUAGCAAAAUAAAUCAAUAAAUCUGUGUUCUUAUUGGACAAGUUCAAGUAGUCCCUCCCUUUUUCUCUCUGUUUCAAAAAGUUUUCUCCGUACUGAACACAACACCGCAGACACUGUUGCCGUCAGUGACUUCAGUUGUGCACUGUGGCGAUACAGUGUCUUCUAUGUUCUUCUCAGUGGAAACCAUGUGUUUGAUGUAUUUGAUACCGUUCCACUGAUUCCACUCCAGUCAUUACCACAAACCCGUCCUCCCCAAUUAAGGUGCCACCAACCUCCUGUGGUUCCUCCCAAUGUGAAACUGUUUUUUACAAAGCAACCAACCUCAAUAGAAGAAACAACUUUCAGUUCCAUCAUUCAGUUUGUAAAGCGUAUACAUAGAAUAUGUUUCUCACAAUACAGGGAAUGCAGCUCGAAAAGGGACAUGAUUCUCUCUUCAAUUGAUUCAGAGCCCACGUUCGUGUACAACAUGGACCUGAAGUGCUUUUUCAAAUCUAUUCUCUUCAGAUUAUUAUUAUCUGCUUCUUUUAUGUUCCAUCCAUUUCAGCCUUUAAAUGUUCAGCUACAAAACACUACAAAAACUUGAAACUGCUAAAACGUUUUGAGACUUUAAACUAAAAAAAUAGGUUAUUUUCCAGGUGUACUUUUAAAGAGAGGCCCCUGAAAGCAGCUGAGUAGCUGAACACAAAGAUUGAUUGAUGAGUUCGAAUAAUGUUCCAUUGGCGGUGAAAACCAGAACGUUUUAGCAGUAGAUUACAUUUCCAAAUGUUUUAACGGGUCAAAAAAUGUAGUUUAAUUGGUUUAAAUGAUUAAUUGUUGGCUUUUGUGGCUUGUUGUGACCCAAUUGUUGUAGGCUUUCAUUUUCACCAACUUUAUUCUUAUUGUCAUCCCAAAAUGUUCAAAACCACACAAAAAUGGCACCAACAGUCAGUCUUUACUAGACUACUGUACCUGCAUGAUAUUUUGCAAUACUUGAAAUGCCUUGCUUCUUUGCCUGGAAAGUAUCUGCAGAAUAGUUUUAGGUAACGUUCUCUGCCUAGCAUCUUUCAAGGAGCAAAAUCAUUCAGUUGAUUCCAGCACUUGCCUCAAUAUCGGUGUCCUUGCUCCAAAGCUGGAUUCAGGCCCUGCGAGACAGUCAAGUAUGUCCCUCAUUAUUGCAGAUAGGGUGAACUCAUUAGGCUUAAAUCACCCUUCUGCUCAGAUGGGAACUAUAGUGCCGCAACGGAGUAAUCAGACGCCUUUCAGACACAGAGAAUAGGAGGGCACAGCUUGUGUGGCAGAGAAAAAGUUACCUAUUUUCCAGAGGCAAAGCGUGCAAGAGCGUGUGCGAGAUAUGUCCGUGGGUGCUUGUUUUGUUCUCCAGUCUAAUAAGUAACUCCUGCCUUCUUAAAUCCUCUCAUCUCCACAUAUUGAUUCCACUGUUCCCGGGUAUACUGACAAUAUGUGAAAGAAAAGUUGCCCGCCACCGUCUCGGGAACAUUCUUUAAACAUUUAUAUAAAACCCACGUAAUUUCUCAUGAGCAUGGUUUAUAAUGCUACAUAGCUGAAUAACAAACUUGACAGUGACCUAUGUAUACCAUUUUCGAAUCGUCAGACAAACUGGCUUUUGUUUGUACAGGGACUAAUGCACCUGAAUCAAUAACCCUUUGCCAAUACUGAAUGACAAGAGAAAAUGAACAGAGGCUUUCUCUUCUCUUACCUCCUUCCUUGUUUCCCACCCUCCUUUUUUCCCUCGCUUCUCUGCUAUAGAUUUCGAAUGAAGAAAUGGAACGCAUUAUGACAGGCCAGGAGUUCAAGGAGGAUGCUGGUUUGCCAGAGCACACAUGGGGAAACAACGGCGACAGCGACCACAGUUCCCCCGACAACGGCGUCUCCGAGGGCAACCAACCCUCGCCGGUCUCCACCCUUUCGUCCAGGUGAGCUGUUGUUGUAGGGGUACAGACCAUCACCUCGAAGGUUAAAGGUCGGAGCACUGACCGAGAGACACCACUGGCUGAGUAACUAUGACUUCCCCCAGGAGCGAAAUGCAUUAACAAUUUGUGGCCAAAUUCAAUAUCUUUAAAUUCAUUUCUGAAUAAAAUGACCUAUAUCUGGCAGUUGUAUGUCCUAUAAACGGACACGGAUACAUUUUAUUUUGUCCCCUCAGCUUCAUGACGCCUCUGAAUUUUCCAUUGCAUGCCUACCAGUAAAGUUUUUUUCGAAUCAUGUUGUUAUGCGAUUGAGUGAAGGUUCCUCUCAUGUUCAUAUGUAAGGUCACUCACAUUUCACUCCUAAGCACAUUUAUGGGAGAAUUUGAAGCUCCUCGCUCCUGGAUUCUCCCGGGGUUUGUUGCCGCGGAAACAGCGGACACAGUUUUCAUUCCUCUGCUGUUGCUGAAGUCCUGCCAUUCCACAAUGAUAAAUGCUGUCCUUAACGUGGUUGUCUCAGGGUCGAUGCUCUCUGUCUGCAACCCAGUUCACUCUGGCGCUACCUGCAUGAUAAAGCGUAGAGUUCUGUCAUGUUUUUUUUCGUGCUUCCCUGUGCCCAGAAAAAAUACAUUUGUCUAGAAAACUCUGUCAUACUUUACAUUAUGGUGCCCUUAUUCCUGUGUAAUUAUUUCUGUAAGCACAGUGUAAUAAGUAUUUAUAGUAGAGUAGUACUUUACUACAUAAUGGUUUCCUGGUUUGUGUCUUUGCAGCAGAUCCCUGGAAAUGAAUGGCUACACUGCUACCUACCGGAACCAGUACGUGGGCAUGCCCGUGUCCUCACACUACCAGUUCCUGCCACACCUUUUUGGUUAUGCCCAGUCAGUCCUUAGGCCCACCCUGGCCCGCAGCCUGUACCCCCAAUCGCAGACCCUUGUCUCGCAACUGGUGGCAGCCGAGGACCUGGCCCCCCUGGGGACCCCCAUGCUCAUAGAAGAUGGGUGAGUUCCAACGGCGCACACACCUGCGUCGGACUGUGCUUUUGACGUGCUACGUUGUUUUCUUUUGAUAGACUUUUAAGGUUUGGGGUCUUGACACCAGAUGUCUUGUUUUGUCGGAUGUUUACAAAAAGAAUAGGUCAUGACCUCAUGUCCUAUCGAUCACCCUUUUUGUCAUGCCUAAACUUCACACCGCCCUCUCUGCCGUGUGUCCCCCAGGUACAGGGUGACCCAGGGGGAGCUGUUUGCCCUGCUCUGCCGGCUGGCAGACGAGCUGCUGUUCCGGCAGAUCUCCUGGAUCAAGCGGCUGCCCUUCUUCUGCGAGCUGUCCAUCGAAGGACUACACCCUGCUGCUCAGCGCCACUUGGCAGGAGCUCAUCCUCCUCUCCAGCCUCACCAUCUACAGCAGCCAGAUGUUCGGGGACCUGGCCAACGUCACCACCAAGUACUCGCCCUCUGACUACGAGCUGCAAGGGUAAGAGAAGCCCCAGGAUCUUAGGUCUCCAGGUUCUUGAAUCUGGUAACAUGGAUCCGGGUUUGGGUUCCAUUGCCAUAGCUUUGGCUCAAGGUUGGCCUUUUGGGAGAAUAUUAGGAAUGGUGGUUUCCCUGACCCAGAUUAAGCCUAGUCUGUAGCUUAAUCUGGGUCAGGGAUACCGGUCCUGGGAUACAUUAUUCAUUAAGGCUUUUAAAUGCAACUUAAGCCGUUCUUUAAAAUGAUUGAUUUUAAUUGAUUAUCUCUCAUCAUCUGCCAGGUUUAGUGAAGAUGGAAUGGAUGUGAUGGAGAGAUUGAUAUACCUGUUCCGCAAAUUUCAUCAGCUGAAGGUUAGCAACGAGGAGUAUGCCUGUAUAAAAGCCAUCAACUUCCUCAACCAAGGUAUUACUCUAUGUCAAUUCUACAUACUUUUAAAAUAUGUUGGAAAUUACAAAAAGGCUGGGAUGAUACAAUGGCUGCUGGGCUAAUCUUUACACUGAUUUUUUUAUUUUUAAAUGUCACCUAUGAAAUAUAAUCUGAAAUGUCACUACAAACUGUGCAUACUAUUUAAUUCAUAUUUUAUUAAACCAAGUCCUGGCAAUGAAGGCAGCACUCCUUUAUUGUUUUAAAGGGACGUCUGUAUUAGUCGUCGUCGUAAACCAUAACCCUCUCCUCUGUGCAGAUAUCCGAGGGCUUACUAACAUUUCUCAGCUGGAGAAGCUGAACAGGCGUUACUGGUAUGUAUGCCAGGACGUGGCUGAGUAUAAGUACCCUCACCAGCCCAAACGCUUCCCUGAGAUCAUGAUGUGCCUCCCUGAGAUCCGCCACAUCGCAGGUGAGUACAUACAGUUCAUUCAAUUGUCAGCUUAAAAUGUAGACCUUUUUCAGCUCUGACUGAUAGCCAUUUUCAUUGUAAGGUGUGCAAUAUGUAUUAUGCAUAUGGCUAUACAAAACGUGUACAGUGUGUAUGACAUGGGUAAUGUGCAAUGUACAGUUGAAGUCUGAAGUUUACAUACACUUUAGCCAAAUACAAUUAAACUCAGUUUUUCACAAUUCCUGACAUUUAAUCCUACUAAAACUUCCCUGUCUUAGGUCAGUUAGGAUCACCACUUUAUUUUAAGAAUGUGAAAUGUCAGAAUAAUAGUAGAGAGAAUGAUUUAUAUCAGCUUUUAUUUCUUUCAUCACAUUCCCAGUGGGUCAGAAGUUUACAUACACUCAAUUAGUAUUUGGUAGCAUUGCCUUUAAAUUGUUUAACUUGGGUCAAACGUUUCGGGUAGCCUUCCACAAGCUUCCCACAAUAAGUUGGGUGAAUUUAGGCCCAUUCCUCCUGACAGAGCUGGUGUAACUGAGUCAGGUUUGUAGGCCUCCUUGCUCGCACACGCUUUUUCAGUUCUACCCACACAUUUUCUAUAGGAUUGAGGUCAGGGCUUUGUGAUGGCCACUCCAAUACCUUGACUUUGUUGGCCUUAAGCCAUUUUUCCACAACUUUGGAAGUAUGCUUGGGGUCAUUGUCCAUUUGGAAGACCCAUUUCGACCAAGUUUUAACUUCCUGACUGAUGUCUUGAGAUGUUGCUUCAAUAUAUCCACAUAAUUUUCCUUCCUCAUCAUGCCAUCUAUUUUGUGAAGUGCACCAGUCCCUCCUGCAGCAAAACACCCACACAGCAUGAUGCUGCCACCCCCGUGCUUCACGGUUGGGAUGGGGUUCUUCAGCUUGCAAGCACCACCCUUUUUCCUCCAAACAUAACGAUGGUCAUUAUGGCCAAACAGUUAUAUUUUUGUUUAAUCAGACCAGAGGACAUUUCUCCAAAAAGUAAGAUCUUUGUCCCCAUGUGCAGUUGCAAACCGUAGUCUGGCUUUUUUAUGGCGGUUUUGGAGCAGUGGCUUCUUCCUUGCUGAGCGGCCUUUCAGGCUAUGUCGAUAUAGGACUCGUUUUACUGUGGAUAUAGAUACUUUUGUACCUGUUUCCUCCAGCAUCUUCACAAGGUCCUUUGCUGUUGUUCUGGGAUUGAUUUGCACUUUUCGCACCAAAGUACGUUCAUCUCUAGGAGACAGAACGCGUCUCCUUCCUGAGCGGUAUGACGGCUGCGUGGUCCCAUGGUGUUUAUACUUGCGUACUAUUGUUUGUACAGAUGAACGUGGUACCUUCAUGCGUUUGGAAAUUGCUCCCAAGGAUGAACCAAACUUGUGGUAUUGGCUGAUUUCUUUAGAUUUUCCCAUGACGUCAAGCAAAGAGGCACUGAGAUUGAAGGUAGGCCUUGAAAUACAUCCACAGGUACACCGCCAAUUGACUCAAAUUAUGUCAAUUAGCCUAUCAGAAGCUUCUAAAGCCAUGACACUUCUGACCCACUGGAAUUGUGAUACAGUGAAAUAUAAGUGAAAUAAUCUGUCUGUAAACAAUUGUUGGAAAAAUGACUUGUGUCAUGCACAAAGUAGAUGUCCUAACCGACUUGCCAAAACUAUAGUUUGUAAACAAGAAAUUUGUGGAGUGGUUGAAAAACGAGUUUUAAUGACUCCAACCUAUGACUCCAACCUAACUUCCUAACUUCCGACUUCAACUGUAUGUGCUAUGUUGUGUGCAGUGUUUAUUUUGUAUACAUCACAGUGUGUCUAAGGUUAAUGUUCAUCCUAUCUUAUUAUGGGAUGGCAUCAAGGGAAAACAUUAUACACCCCAAUGUAUGGUAUGGUAAAUACUGUACUGUAAUAGAUAUGUGGUUGCGAAUACUGAAGUGCACAUCAAUGUCCAUUGCCUUUGUUUGGAGGAUAGAUGGGAUUAAGAGAGGUUGUUGUUUCUGUGCUUACUGUCUUUGAUGGUAGUGUAGGAAAAUGUAUGCACUCACUACUGUAAGUGGAUAAGAGCGUAUGCUAAAUGACUAAUAUGUCAAAUGUAAUGUAAAUGGUCGGCCCUUCCAGGGAAGCUGGUGAAUGUUCCAUUGGAACAGCUCCCCCUGCUGUUUAAGGCCGUCCUGCACUCCUGCAAGUCCAGCCCCAACACCCUCCAAGCAGGCACCACCUCCUGCCUGACAACAGGCCCCAACCCUGGCAACUGAGCCACGCCUCUCAAAACCCACCGUCCACCUGA